Molecule: messenger RNA, 1588 nt
Organism: Jatropha curcas
Lineage: Eukaryota; Viridiplantae; Streptophyta; Magnoliopsida; Malpighiales; Euphorbiaceae
Product: putative aspartic proteinase GIP1
Biological process (GO): proteolysis
Molecular function (GO): aspartic-type endopeptidase activity
Source: RefSeq, a predicted model, not a curated record
UUUUUUUUUUUUAAAUUUUAAUUACCUGCUAAUAUCUUGCCAUGGAUUCUCCACUUCCAGAUUUAUACACUACAGUCAAUUAUACAUUCAUGACUCAUCUCUUCACUUCACUACAGACCAAGAAUUGAAUUGAAAAACAUGUCUCUUUCUCUUCUCUUCUUCCUCUCAUUAAUUUCCCUGUUACUUCUUCCUCUACAAGAAGCAGCCUUUCUCUUACCAAUCCGAAAAGAUCAUACCACACACCAAUACAUCACAACCCUUUACCUAAAAACUCCUCUCCAAGCAACCGACUUUGUUCUUGAUCUAGGAGCUUCCUUUUUCUGGGUAGAUUGCCAUAACAACUACACCUCCACCACUUACCAACACAUUCCCUGCGGUACUCCUCUCUGCGAUUCCUUCGAGUCUCGCGCUUGCGGCAAUUGCUUUGAGCCACCUGGCCCCGCCUGUGCCAACGACACUUGCGAAUUCUUUCCGGAGAACUCAGUCACUCGCCAAGUCAACUUAGAAGCUGCAUUAAUUGACUCCCUCGCUUUGCCUACCACCGAUGGGUCAACUCAGGGUCCGCUCGCUCUCGUCGAAAGCUAUAUAUUCUCUUGUGCGCGUACUUCUCUUCUUCAAGGCCUGGCUAAAGGAGUUUCAGGCAUGGCUGCCAUGGGAAGAUCCAACAUUUCACUGCAAGCGCAACUUAGAGCUGCCUUCUCCGCUCCCAGCUAUUUUGCUCUCUGUUUGUCUGGUUCACGGCAACCUUCCGGUGUGGCUUUUAUCGGUACUAAUGGACCCUACAAUUUCUUGCCUGGAAUUGACGUCUCAAAAUCACUGAGUUACACACCUCUGAUUUUGAAUCCAAUUGGAGGUACCGUUAUCACAUACGUAAAUCAACCGUCUGCUGAGUACUUUGUGGGAUUGACCUCCAUUAAAGUCAACGGUAAGGUGGUGGCUUUGAACCAGACACUCUUGGCCAUUGAUAAUGAGACUGGUUUUGGCGGGGCGAAGAUCAGCACAGUUGUUCCUUACACGAUAUUGCACACCUCAAUUUACAAGGCCGUCACCGAGUCUUUUGUUAAAGAAUCCUCUGCUAUGAACCUCACCCUAACUAAAGCUGCCAAGCCAUUCAGUUUCUGUUACCCUGCAAUGGAUAUAGUAAACACUCGUGUGGGACCGGGAGUACCAGCCGUUGAUCUUGUAAUGCAAGGUGAAGACGUAUAUUGGAGGAUCUUUGGAUCCAAUUCCAUGGUAAGGGUGGCAUCAAAAGGUGUGGACGUUUGGUGCUUGGGGUUUAUGGAUGGUGGGGCCAACCCAAGAACAUCGAUCGUGAUUGGUGGAUAUCAGAUGGAAGAUAAUCUGCUACAGUUUGAUCUAGAAUCUAAUAGAUUGGGAUUUACCUCCUCGCUUCUGAUCAAAGGGACCAAAUGCGCUGACUUCCACUUUACCGCCAUUAAAAAGCCUUGAAAAUUUUACAGCUGUAAUAGUAUUAGUCAAAGUUUGGUGCAAAUAAACGCCUAAUAGAAUCUUGUGCUGUAAGUGUCAUUUUCCACUUUCAAAGAAAAACCAAUACUAUACACUGAGAAGUGAGAAACAAAGAAGCGAC